AUGGAAGAAAUCGGAGUGAAUGGAAAAGACAAAAUUAAUAAGGAUGAUGAAUUCCACGUUCGAACAUACUAUAACUAUAAAACAGUUUCUGAAAAUCGAGAUGGAAAUAAAGAAAAUUCUAAUUUAGAAUUUUUCAAAAUAAAAAAAAAAGAGGAUCGUUUUUUAUGGUUUGAAAAACCUUUUGUAACUCUAGUUUUCGAUUAUAAAAGAUGGAAUAGACCAAAUCGAUAUAUAAAAAAUGAUAAAAUUGAAAAUACUGUAAGAAAUGAAAUGUCACAAUAUUUUUUUUAUACAUGCCAAAGUGAUGGAAAAGAACGAAUAUCUUUUACAUAUCCCCCCAACCUUUCAACUUUUUUUGAAAUGAUACAAAAAAAGAUCCCUUCAUUUACAACAGAAAAAAAAACCUCGGAUCAAGUUUAUACUUGUUGGAGUUUGGUCAAUGAAGAAAAAAAGGAAAAUUUAAAAAACGAAUUUUUAAAUAGAAUUGAAGCUUUAGAUAAAAAAGGGUCUAUUGAAAAUAUACUGGAAAAAACAACUCGAUUUUGUCAUAACGAAACUCAAAAAGAAUAUUUACCUAAAAUUUAUGAUCCAUUUUUACAUGGGAUUUCGCGCGGAAGAAUCAAAAAAUUAUCUCCGUUCCAAAUCAUAACCAAAACCUAUAAAAAAAAGAAUAUAAGAGGAUCUUGGAUAAACAAAAUUCAUGCUAUACUUCUGAAGAUUAAUUCUCAAAAAUUUGAGCAAACAAUAGAAAAAUUUAAAAGAAAGUCUUUAUCAAUAGAGAAAAAACUUUAUUUUUUUUCCGAACCCCAAGAAGAAAAAAUUCAGUCAGAAGAAGAAAUAAAAAUUUUCAAAAUUUUAUUUGAUGUCGUUAUAAUUUAUAAUAAUGAUCAAACUCUUAUAAAAAAUUUUAUUGAUUUCCAUGAAAUCAAUAAACAAGUUCCUCAAUGGUCAUACAAAUUAACAAGUGAAUUGGAAGAAUUGGAAGCUGAAACUGAAGAAAAUAUACCAACCGAACCUGGAAUUCGUUCAAGAAAAGCAAAACGUGUAGUGGUUUUUACUGAUUUAAAAGAACCGCAUAACGAGAUUUAUACUAAUCUCAAAGAUAAUCAAAAUUCUGAUCAAACAGAUGAAAUGGCUUUGAUCCGUUAUUCACAACAAUCUGAUUUUCGUCGAGAGAUAAUUAAAGGAUCCAUGCGUUCCCAAAGGCGUAAAACUGUUAUUUGGGAAUUUUUGCAAGCAAAAGCACAUUCGCCCCUUUUUUUUGAUAGAAUAGAUAAAUUUUUUUUUUUUCGUUUGAUAUAUGGGGGCUAAAAAAAAAAAUUCUUAGAAAUUUCAUGUGGAAAAAAAAAAUUUUUUUUGAUAAAAACGAAGAAGAACAAUCAAAAAAAGAAGAACAAAGACGUAUAGAAAUUGCGGAAACUUGGGAUAGCUUCUUAUUUGCUCAAAUAAUAAGAGGUUUUAUUUUAGUAACUCAAUCUAUUCUUAGAAAAUAUAUUAUAUUACCUUUAUUGAUAAUAAUUAAAAAUAGCAUCCGUAUCGUAUUAUUUCAACUUCCCGAGUGGGAAGAGGAUUUAAAGGAGUGGAAACGUGAAAUGCAUGUUAAAUGUACUUAUAAUGGGGUUCAACUAUCCGAAACAGAAUUUCCACGAAACUGGUUAACGGAUGGUAUUCAGAUAAAAAUCCUAUUUCCGUUUUAUCUUAAACCUUGGCAUAAAUAUAAAUUUCAAUCAUCUCAGAAGGCUCGACUAAAAAAAACAAAAGGAGAAAAAAAUGAUUUUCGUUUUUUAACAGUUUGGGGGCUGGAAACUGACCUACCUUUUGGUUCUACCAAACCAAAGCCUUCUUUUUUUAAACCUAUUUUUAAAGAAUUAAAAAAAAGAAUCAAAAAAUCCAAAACGAAGUCUUUUCCGGUUUUAAGGAUUUUCAAAGAAAGAGCAACAAUUUUCCUAAAAGUCGAAAAAGAAAUUAAAAACUGGAUUAUAAAAAACUUGCUUUUUCUAAAAGAAAAAAAAAAAAACCUUUCAAAACGAAAUAGAAUUCCAUUAGUUGGCCCGAGAGAAAUAUAUGAAUUAAAUGAAACUAAAAAAGAUUCAAUAAUGAGUAAUCAGAUGAUUCAUGAACUAUCUGUUCAAAAAAAAUCGACGGAGUGGCCAAAUUCUUCACUCAGCGAAAACAAAAUAAAAAAUGUGAUUGAUAAAAUAAAGACAAUCAGAAAUCAAACGAAAAAAAUUUCAAAAGAAAAAGAAAAACUAACUAAUAGUUGUAACAAACUGUGUUAUGAUUCUAAAAUAAUUGAGUCAUCAAAAAAAAGUUGGCAGACAUUAAAAAAAAAAAAAACUCGAUUAAUUCGUAAAUCUUUUUUUUUUUUCAAUUUUGCGUUGAACAACUGUCUAUUUCUAUUUUUCUAGGUAUUAUUAAUAUUCCAAGAAUUACUACACAACUUUUUGUUGAUUCAACAAAAAAAAUUCUUGAUGUAUAUAUUUACAAGAAUGAGGAAAAUGGAGAAAAAAAAAAAAAAAAAAAUACCAUUUAUUUUAUUUCGACUAUAAAAAAUUUCAUAUCAAAAAAAAAUUUUUUUAGUUAUGACUUAUGCUCUUUAUCACAAGCAUAUGUAUUUUACAAAUUAUCACAAAUUCAAGUUAGUAACUUUUCUAAAUUAAAGUCUUUUUUUGAAUAUAACAUAUACAUAACAUCCUUUUUUGUUAAGAAUCAAAUAAAAGAUUUUUUUAAAGAACAAGGAAUCUUUCAUUAUGAAUGGAAAGAUAAAACCCUUUUAAAUUCCGAAAUAAAUCAAUGGAAAAACUGGUUACGAAGUCAUUCUCAAUAUAAUUUACCUCAGAUUGCAUGGGCUAGAUUAGUAACCCAAAAAUGGAAAAAAAAACUAAACCAAGACUCUCUAGUUCUAAAUCCAAGUUUAAACAAAGUGGAUUCAUACGAAAAAAAAAUUUUUGAUAAUUACAAAAAACAAAAUUUUUGUGAGGCUAACUUAUUUUUCAAUCCAAAACAUAAACAGAAUUUCAAAAAGGAUUCUAUAUAUAAUCUUUUUUGCUACAAAUCUAUUCAUUCUACAGAAAAAUUUUUUGAUAUGUCUACAGGCCUAGAAAAUUUUUUAAUCUCUUGUUUUCUAGAAAAAUAUAAUAUUCGCAGUAUAGGGGAAAUUUUGCAUAGAAAAUAUUUGGAUUGGAGAAUUCUCAACUUUUGGUUUAGAAAAAAAGUAAAUAUUGAGCUUGAUACUAGGAGUAAAAAAAAUAUAUUAAAACUAAAGUUAAGAAUUAUAAAAGAAUUUAUAAAAUAACUAAGACGAGUCUUGCCAAUCAAAAAAUAAAUUUUUUUGAUUGGAUGGGAAUGAAUGAAGAAAUACUAAAUCCUCGUAUAACAAAUUUUGACUUUUUUUUCUUUCCAGAAUUUUUCUUAUUUUCUAGUACAUAUAAAAUGAAACCGUGGGUCAUACCAAUUAAAUCACUUCUUUUCAAUUUUAAUGAAACAAAAAAUGUGAAUAAACAGAUCACCCUAAAGAAAAAAGGUUUUAUACCA
Molecule: messenger RNA, 3534 nt
Organism: Brassica napus (rape)
Lineage: Eukaryota; Viridiplantae; Streptophyta; Magnoliopsida; Brassicales; Brassicaceae
Product: protein TIC 214-like
Exons: 1
Coding region: 1-1311 (436 amino acids)
Cellular component (GO): membrane
Source: RefSeq, a predicted model, not a curated record